AAUUGGGAAUGAUAUUGAAACAAAAUUUUAACUGUAGUAUAAAAUAUAACCAAAUUUGUAAUAGUAUGCUCUAAUAAAUUUACACAAUUUUACGAUUUUAUAUACGGCCGUAUAGUACCUAUAUUUGUCCUCAUAUAUACACACAGGUUUAAAUUUAUAUACAAAUAGUACACUUUUCCACAUAAUAUGUGUAUUUUAAAUCUGGAAUUUUAUGAAAGAAAACCGUACCUGUGGCAUACUUUCGUGUUCAGGUCAUGAAUAUAAUGGUGUAAUUCUAAGACAUUGACACAAACCGCUUACUUUUUAUUUCAUCUAACAAAAACAACUGAUUAGGAUUAAAGCUAAAUACCCGAAAUGUGCGAUAUGGACAAAAUUGUAUUCUAUAAUCAUAUAAUGCAGGAUAACUUAUAAGUAGUUUUAACAGUAAAACAUGGCUGUAUCGAAAGAGACGUAUCCACCGGGUAUAGUUGUAUCUGCUGCUAUUGAUCUUGGAACCACAUUCUCUGGUUAUGCGUUUGCUUUCAGAGACGAGCCUUAUAGAGUUUAUGCAAGCACUUGGCAUUCGAAAACUACAGCUUACUUGGUAGCUAACAAAGCCCCUACAACAGUGCUCCUUCGCCCAGACAAGCAGUUCUACGCUUUUGGUUUAGACGCAGAGGAAAAGUAUUCGGAACUGACAGACGAGGAAGCUCAUCAGGGCUGGUACUACUUUCAGAAUUUCAAAAUGGAGCUGUAUCGUCAUGAGAAACUGUCACGUGAAGCUAAGCUUAAGGACAUUGAAGGGAAGGAAAUGUCAGCAAUGACGAUAUUUACCUUGGUUAUAAAAUAUCUUCGAGAUAAAUUGAUUGAGCAAGUACGGCGCAGCAAGACUGGUAUUGAAGAGCACGAGAUUUUCUGGGUGUUAACAGUUCCCGCUAUUUGGUCGGACGCUGCAAAGCAAUUUAUGAGAGAAGCGGCUACAAAGGCGGGUAUAAACAAUACACAGCUGAAGCUUGUUCUUGAACCGGAAGCAGCUAGUUUAUUUGGCCAGGCCAACUAUACACAGCGAGAUGUUCAAGCUGGUGGUAUUGCCGAGCUAAAACACUUCCGCGCUGGUCAAAAAUAUAUAAUUGCAGAUCUUGGAGGUGGAACAGCAGACAUAGCUACCCACGAAGUUCUUCCGGACGGAACUCUAAGAGAGAUAUAUCGUGCAACAGGGGACGAAUUAGGUGGUAACAGAGUGAAUUUGGCUUUUCUGAGAUUCCUAGAUAAUCUAGUUUCAAAAGAAGUUAUGGACUACUUCAGACAUUCCGCAAGGGGACACUAUUUAGAAUUUAUGAGAGAAUUGAAAUGAAAAAGGGAAGGGUAAGUGCAAAUGAGCCUUCAUCUAUGGUUUUGAAAUGCCCAGCCACAUUUGAAGAAUGUCUUAAGGAGAAAAGAAAUAAGACGUUACAGGAGUGUGUAAGAGAAGAAAGAUUAUCCAACGUCGUCGAGGUUAAAAGAGGCAAUAUCAGGCUUCGCCCCGAGCUUGUGAGAAUAUUCUUCAACGAACCAGUUGAAGAAAUUAUAAAAAAGUUACGAGAGAUAAUUCAAAGCGGGAAAUUUGAAAUAGACAAGCUGUUAUUAGUUGGAGGUUUCUCCGAUUCUCCAUACGUUCGAGAAUCAGUGAUAAGAGAACUCAAGAGAGAAUUUGAGAGGCUUGAUAUCGUCAAGCCUGAGGAAGCAUGUUUACAUGUGUUAAAAGGUGCUGUAUUGACUAUUUGUAGACCAAGCCAUAUCAGCGAGAGAAUUUCAAAAUACAGUUAUGGAUUUAGAGUAGCAGUUCCUUUUAAUGCCGAGGUGCAUCCAGCUAAAUUGAGGGAGAGGCGUCAGUCUGGUGAAGAAUAUUGUUCUGACAUAUUUCAUAAAUGUAUUGAAGUUGGACAAUGCUUGAAGUAUGGUGAAAAGAUAAGGAUCGAGUUUGCCGGGAACAGGCAUGACGUAAGAAGUAAAUUUGAAGCAUGCAGUACGGAGUUAUACCGGUCCUCGGAAGCAGAGCCAAAGUAUUGCACCGUAGAAGAAAGCUGCGAACGGGUUGGAAAAAUGAUUCAUUAUCCGCCGAGGGAAGGAUGGGGCAAUAUAGUCAUGUUUACGGCAGAAAUAGAGAUCGGUGAAGCAGAAUUCAAAAUUUCUGUAAUAAAUGCAACUACACAGGAAAUAUUCGAGACUACAGUUGACUUUCUAGAUGAUUAGAUCUUCAAUGAAGAAAACGAAGCAGACAUUACACUUUAGAUAAUGUGACUAAUCAAUCAUAUUUUGUUUAGAUACUGAUACUAUUAGAAAAAGGAUAGGGCGAGGAGAUUUCUGUCUAAGACAUACAAAGUCAUAUAACAUGUUACACGUUUGUACUCAGAACAUUUGUUUACAGAUGUGCUGUUUGUGAUGAUUCAAUAGUUUUUUCUUUCUAUUUCAAACUUUGUUUGAUAGUUGGAUGAACGAAAAACCAUGGCUUAAUCCAAGAGAAAAUCGUUGUUACUUAUAUUCUAACAUGAUAUCCAGUAUUUAUAUCUACAUUCUUGACAACGUCCACUAAAUCUUAGACUGUUUUGUGUCGUAUUCAUUUCAUACAUUUAUAUGAUCUAAUAAUUUUGACGAACCGAUGAUGAUUUAAUUCUAUUAUGUUUGUCUUUGUUGAAACACGCUUAUAAUAGAAUGACGCCACGUUAACGUGCGGUGACGUCAAAGUUUUUGUUGCGACCAAGAAAGAGCGCUACUUUAUUUUAUCUACUGUUUUAAAUUUAAGGCAUAUUAGAAUUGGAAUAAUGUAUAGCAAAACUGUUUUUAGCACUAUUUAUACACUCGGGUGGUAAGACGUCGUACAAAUAAUUUCACUCGGGCUGCGCCCUCGUGAAAUUUUUUCGUCCGACGUAUAACCGCCCGACGUAUAACCGCAUAAAUAGUGUUAAAGCACUCUUUUGCUAUAAAUUUUUUCUUAAUUUAACAAAUAAUUUAUUGCAAAACUGUGUUUUAACACUGUUUACACACGUUGGGCGUAUCUCGUACGACGUAUAAUCGCCCGAGUGUGUAAAUAGUGUCCAAACACGGUUUUACUAUAUACUAUUUCGAUUAUUGUAAAAUUUAGAUCAAGUAAGAUAGAAUUGUUUAUUGCGCAUUUUUGGCGCUAAAUGGUAGAACGUUACGCUCCUUUGUUUGUACACAUCAGAACCGGAAAUGGAAAUUCUUCUUGCGGAAUAAUUCCAUUAGGGCGUGAACGAUGGCGCAUUAUUCUGACAAACUAAUAACCAACUCCGUGUGUGUGUGUGUUGUGUAAAUUAAUUAAGACAGUUAUGCUAUGUUACAUUUCGUUUUAAACAUAUUUAUAAGUAAAAUAUUUGAUAAAAUUUGAUCGCGCUAUUUCUCGAUGCGUAAAUGGCGCUAAAUAUCACGUCGACGUGACGUCAACAUAAUAUCGUUGUGAUGAUUUAAGCAUUGCUAGUUAGAUUAGAAUGAAUAUUCUAACACGACUUGAUUCAUUCAACAAAGAAGGCUGAAAGUUGUGUGUUAUUUUACAACAAUAUACUGUUCUGACGUCACAAUUAUUACGUUAUAGAGUAAAAUGGCAUAGCGGCGCGUUGGAAAAGAAACCAACAAACUAUUUAAUGGACGUCGUCAAAGAUAUACUUAAAACAACCUUGGUAACGUGUUAGAAUCGAAAUAAUAUAUAUCAUUUAGCGAUUGCUCUUGAAUAAGCUGCGCCCUCAAGAUAUAAUUCCUUCGCAACUGAACUCCAAACAAUGAUUUUAUUCAACGAUGAGAUAUAUUAUUUCUUAAAUAACGUCACAGUUACGGCUUUCUUUGUUACAGGCUAACAAAUAGGAUAGUGUUAGAGUAUUUUUGAUGUGCAGCUAUAUUCAUAUUUCAACAUCAGUGUAUGAUAAUUUUAACAUUGAUUUCUAGAACUACCUCAAAAUUGGCCACCUUAUUUUACAAAAGUAUAUGAUCAUCCAUUCAAGUUCAGUCACUUAUCAAAUUAUAAUUGAUGUUCUUAUCAAUGAUAAAGCGGUCAGCAUCUUAUUCACUUGACCGCUGUCUCAUCUUCGUAAAGGACAAAUUAUUUUAUUAAAGUUCAUCCCUUAUUUACCAAAACAUGUUAUUUUAAGUCUGAAAUCAUGCUCAAUUGUUGUUCAUCAUACCGUAUUUUGAGAUUAUGUGCAACUCGUUCCAAUAUUGGAAGAAAACGCUUAGAAUUAUGCAAUAACUUAUGCACAGAGAAAAUGAAGUAAGGAAUAAUAAGUGAUAAUUAAAAUAGAUAUAUAUCUGCGAAACUCCUUUUGGUCUUGAAAAUAGGAAUUCAUACCAUAAAGUGAUAUUUCAUAUACAAAUGGUAUUUGUAAGAAAGAACAUUAUAUAAUAAUCCGUAUACUAUCUUAUUUUCAAAAUUUGUGAACGAGUCUUUAAAAAUGUUUUGACCAAUAAAUGUUUCUAUUUUUUCGUAGUUGCAAUAUGGUUAUUCAGGUGAACUCUAAUUCUAAUAAUUUCUUUUAAUUAUCAAUGGAGUGUUCAUUCGUGCAUUUUAAGCUUUUCUAGCGUAUAUGUUUCUCUAUGUAAACACCUUUUAAUGCAUAAUUAUGACAUUAUUAGUGUUUAUGCUAAUUUCAUGGAAAUGAUCCAGCUGUUUUUGUAGUUAAAGACUCAGGAUAAAAGCAAACGUAUUCUUUAUUGUUUCAGUGGUGGUAAUUAUGCAUGAUUUGCUUAGGAAAUAGAUAAAAACAAUUAUUCACAACUAAAGUAGAAGCCAAUUUAGUAUUUGUACUAAAUUAAAAGUCAACGUGAUAAAAAGAUUUAAAGCCCUAUCUGGCUGAUAAAGUUGCAAAAAUGAAAUAACUAAACUGAAUGGAACGUUCUCGUCACAUAAUGGCAUCGCCGCAGCAUAGCCAUUUUACAAAGACCAAGAAGAAAUGUAUGUAGUCCUCAGUAUUAAAUCAUUUGCCAAUGGGCCAUCUUCUGAGAAAAUCACUUUUCGUAAAAUAAUCUUGACAAUAUAUAUUUACUGUAUAAUGAUAAUUGUAUUUUGUUAUUUAUCAUAUUUUGUGUUAGUGAUGUUUUACCUACUUUAUUUUUUAUACUUAUUUUUUCUUCAGUGACCAUACUUUUUCUUUUAUCUCAAACAUAUAUUUCUAUAAUUGUUUUGUCGAAUGGACAACUCAUAUAUUUUUGAAGUAGGGAAAACACCAUAAAAGAUUCUCUGAAUAGGGUGUUUCAUCGACGUAAUAUUUUACAAGUUUAGCUCAGUAUAGUAAACUUACUAUGCAAUAUAAUUAUGCUCAAACACUAUUAUCGUACUUAAGGUUCUUUUGCACGCUCUGAUCAUUUUUUUUCUACAAUGUUGAAUAUGAUUACAUCCUGAUUUUUCGCAACUUCAGAAUACGUUAAGGGAAUUCGGCAGAUAAAAAUGAUAGCAUCGUGUGCUUGCUGUUUUAAUUUUGCCUGACGGGUUUGAAAAAAAUAAUUGGAACUUACACAUGUUUUCACCAUGAAAGUCUGUUGGCAAAUCAUAAUUUUGAUAUCAUUUUCCAAAACAGAACUUUGUCUACAAUUAUGACUUAAAUGAAACUUCUCACUGUUGUAAAGAAACAUAAUGGUUCAUAAUAUGGUUAAAUGAAAUGAAUAGGUCUUCUGGUUAUUUUUGCGAUAUUUGCUCUCAAUAACGAGAUCCGCACAUUUCAAGCUGGUUUUAAGAUGGUAUUUGGAAUUAUUUUAUGUGUGACAUGUUUUAAUAUCAAAUUUUAUCUUAAAAGUAUAGUAAAGUUGCCGUUAUGAUAAAUUUACUCACGGGUUGCCAUUAAUUCAUAAAAUGAUAUUCGUUUCCGUAUUCCGAGUCCAGGGGUCGUAUUCAUAAAGCAUCUUAAGUAUAAGUAUAAGAUAUUGAUUAUUUACUUAAGUAUUACUUAAGUAAUGAAUUUGUUUUACUUAAGUAUAUUUGUUAUUCAUAAAACAACUUAAUAAGUAAUUCUUGGCUUUUAUUGUGGUCGAAAACAUUUUAAAAAACAUCAUUAAUUUCAGACAGAUACAAGAUACACAAUUAUGUUUAAAGUGCUUUUAUCUGAAAAACAACACUUUAAUCGUACCCACGGCGCCAUUUUGUUUUCUGACUUAAGUCAUUUCUUACGUAUCUUAAGUUUAAGCUGUUUUUUUGAAUAGAACUUAUGUUUUUACAUAGACUUAAGCUGAAAUCACCACAAACUUAAGUAAAAUUUUCAACUUAAGUCAAAACUUAUACUUAAGAUGCUUUAUGAAUACGGCCCCAGGCUUUAUUCUACGUUAUCCUGAUAAAUGACGUUGCACUAGUACUUCCGAUUUAUCAAACGUGCAGGACUGCGUUACAGUAAAUAACUGUCUUUCUCCUAUAAUUUUUGCACUAUUUCAACUUGCGUUUUAUUAAAAAUUGUGCUAAUCUAUAUUUUAUAAUUGCAAAAAUUCUACUUGCAUUCUGAGAGAAAAUAACAUUUAUUUUACAAAUUGUCGAAAUGACAUUUACUCGAAAACCAAAAAAGAAAAAAAAAUGAUAGAGUAGGAUAAUUAAUACUCAGAAAUGGUUAAAAGUCAAAAUGUUUAUAUAUGUAACACACGAGUAUUUUGAUAAAUAAAUUGUGUAACACUC
This is a messenger RNA of Mercenaria mercenaria, 6619 nucleotides long. RefSeq names its product heat shock 70 kDa protein 12A-like. The transcript is spliced from 6 exons. Bases 431 to 1333 code for a protein of 300 amino acids. Lineage: Eukaryota; Metazoa; Mollusca; Bivalvia; Venerida; Veneridae. The record is from RefSeq and is a predicted model, not a curated record. Gene Ontology annotation, molecular function: ATP-dependent protein folding chaperone; ATP binding.